AUGGACCUUUCCUCUUUACCUACAGAUGAUAAUCUUGACGACAAAAAAAGAGCAGCAGUUUUAUUAAGUCUGCAAGAAAUUGUACAGAAACAAAAAGAAAAUGUAAAGGUUAUGGAUAUUUGUUUCAAUAAAUGUGUUUCAAAAAUUGGACCAAAAUUAAGUUCAAGUGAACAAAAAUGUAUAUGGGAUUGUGCGAAUAGCUAUUUUUAUACUAACGUUUUCUUAAAUCAGCGCUUGGAACAAAUGACAAAGAUUUUAAAAUCAAAUAGUGACUAUACAAACUUAUAA
This is a messenger RNA of Plasmodium adleri (nom. inval.), 288 nucleotides long. Its product is annotated as mitochondrial import inner membrane translocase subunit TIM13, putative. The record is from RefSeq and is a predicted model, not a curated record. Bases 1 to 288 code for a protein of 95 amino acids. Lineage: Eukaryota; Apicomplexa; Aconoidasida; Haemosporida; Plasmodiidae. The transcript has 3 exons.